AACCUAGUUUCUUGUGCAAAAAUUGUGACUUGUACUGCAAUGCACAUACCAUGGCGAACAUGCUACAGUCAGUCUCAACAGCAACUGAUCUACCCUCUGAUUCCUCCGUUCAUGAAUCAAUGGAAAUUUCUGGGUCCCAAUUCACAAGCUCCGAUAUCAAUGCUCUAUCUUCAGGUGUAACUAUUGCUGAUCUGCAACUAACAAUUGAAAAAUUGCAUGCCGAACUCAAACAGACUCAAGCCGAGCUCAAACAAGCUCGGGAAGAAAUCCAAGUUUUGCGCAACCAACAAGUACAUACUGAUACUUAGCCUGUUUCUGAUUCAAAUAGUUCUCAAUUCCCACCCCUGCCCUCUGCCUCUCAAUCGCUCCCUCCCUGGCGCGAUCCAGCCCGCCUUAGUCUUCUCAAAGCUUC
Rhizopus microsporus ATCC 52813 is the source of this 412-nucleotide messenger RNA. RefSeq lists its product as uncharacterized. NCBI's taxonomy places the organism in Eukaryota, Fungi, Mucoromycota, Mucoromycetes, Mucorales, Rhizopodaceae. The record is from RefSeq and is a predicted model, not a curated record. The coding region runs from base 51 to 308 and encodes 85 amino acids. The transcript has a single exon.